Messenger RNA from Wasmannia auropunctata (little fire ant), 10543 nucleotides. It is a transcript of the gene dom, whose product is annotated as helicase domino. Gene Ontology annotation, molecular function: histone binding; ATP binding; ATP-dependent chromatin remodeler activity. NCBI's taxonomy places the organism in Eukaryota, Metazoa, Arthropoda, Insecta, Hymenoptera, Formicidae. Gene Ontology annotation, cellular component: Swr1 complex. The transcript has 33 exons. The record is from RefSeq and is a predicted model, not a curated record. Bases 213 to 8873 code for a protein of 2886 amino acids.
CGCAGCCGUCGCCAUGUUUAGAAGUGUGUACGCGUCCUUGGGCGUGCGGUGUGACGAUGUAUCGUAAAAUAUUAGAUAUAGCUCAUGCGCCGUAUGUUACGUGAGGUACCCAAUUGCGAGUCGACCCACGCCGUACACGGGCGUGACGUUCAUUCCCGUGGAUGGCGCACCUACGUCGCGGUAAUUUGUGAUUACAUUAUGCGUAACGUGCAAUGAGUGAUAAACAGGGUGCACCUAUUUUACCACCCCUUAAUCGGGGUGCGGCUAAUAAUGGCGGAAAUAACGGAAGUUCAGCUCAACAGACUGUCAGUCUGCAGCAGGUUUUCGCUACCCAAGGCCUCAACGUGCUCACUCCUGGGCAACAGUUCGUUAUUACGACUCAGGUUCCUGGUCUCACACAGGUCUUAUCGAACAAUGCCACAACUAACGCGAGCGGAACGCAACAAGUCGGUGUUACAAGGAUCGUCAACAUCACGAGCACGUCACCGCGCAACGCUGUUGGCAUCGCCGGCACGUCGCCUCAUUCGUCACCGGCGGCAGUAUCGCGGCCGCAGAACUCCGCUAAGCUUAUGCUGACAACGUCGCCGAAACUCGUACGCACCUCCAUGAGCAACGUGUUUGUGGCACCAAUGUCGUCGUCUUCAUCAUCAUCAUCGUCAUCGGCACUGUCAUUAUCAUCGUCGUCAUCAUCGCAGAUGUCGUCGCAAGUGCAGCAGCCGUCGUCCUCGUCACCGGCGAGGAAACGGCUGAAAUUGUCGGAAACGGCGGAGAAGCCGAUCCCAUUUGACGCCAGCGGCUAUCGCAGGCGGAUAAUGGAGCACAAGAUGCGGCGGAUGCGCAGCGUACGUGAGAAGUAUGCCGAGAACGCGUCGGAGCUCUUCUUCUUGCACGCCGGCGGCAACAUGAUGGACUACCACACCUGGCGGAAGCGAUCGCCGACGCCGCAGUUCGUUAACUUUCUGCGUCAGCACCGACUCGAUCCGGAUGACGCCGACGAGGAUCUGACCGCGCCGCUGUCGUCGAUACCGGAGUUCACACAGCUGUCCGCUGUUACCACUACUGUCACUACUACCACCACCGUCACCAGCGCUAUCGUCACCGCCGUCACCGCCACCACAACCGUCACGUCCGGAUCCACGGUGGUCCAGGUGCCGAAUCAGAGAACGGAGGUUAAGAUCGCUGGGGCGGGUGGCACGCCAGUUGCGGUGUCCACCACCUUACCUGCUGCGGCUCUAGCCCAGCUCAGCCAAGGUGGAGCGUCGGUGGUUGCGGACCCGUCGAAAUCGACGACCACGGCCGCGAGUCCGGUGGUGGAAAAGUCUUCGCCGUCUAUAACCACCGUCGCCACCCCGAAAACGCCUACGACAACAGCUGCGCUCAAUAGUCCACAACCUGUCGUUAAGCUCGUUAAGUUGUCUACACCCACUACCAUAACUACUUCCUGUGAUAUCACGAACAAUCAGGAGCAAAUUGUGGAAAAAGCUAAGCAGGAGGCAUACGUAAUGCAAAGGAUUGCGGAGCUGCAACGCGAGGGAUUAUGGUCGGAACGGCGAUUGCCAAAGGUACAAGAACCGACCCGUACCAAAGCCCAUUGGGAUUACCUGCUGGAGGAAAUGGUCUGGUUGGCCGCUGACUUCGCCCAAGAGCGUAAAUGGAAGAAGGCGGCGGCGAAGAAAUGCGCGAGAAUGGUGCAGAAGUACUUUCAGGAAAAGGCAAUUCAGGCGCAGAAGGCCGAGAAGUCGCAGGAGCUUCGGCUGAAGAAGAUCGCCAGCCACGUUGCCAAGGAAGUUAAAAACUUCUGGGCAAAUGUCGAGAAAAUUGUGGAGUAUAAGCAGCACAUGAGGCUGGAAGAGAAACGGAAGAAGGCGUUGGAUCAACAUUUAAAUUUUAUUGUGGGCCAAACGGAGAAAUACUCCACGUGGCUGACAGAGGGUCUCAACAAGACCGAUGGUCCACAGAGUGUUCCAGCUUCCAUGAAUAGUUCACGUAUCUCUUCGCCAGUUCCACUGGGAAAAUGUCAUUCCGACGAGGAAUUCCAGCCAAAUCAGAGUUCGGACGACGACGAAGAGACCAUAGCUAAAGCCGAAGAGGAAAUGAAAACGACCAAUCACAAGGAGGAAGUGGAGUUGUUAAAAAGGGAAUCGGAAAUACCUUUGGAAGAUCUUUUAAAAGACUUACCACCAGACUAUUUGGAGGAUCGCAACAGAAGUCUGUCGCCGCAAAAUGCAACGAACGAAGAGGAUCAAAAUGAAAAUGAAGCGGUUGACGCAGAUGCAGACUUUAUUGCAGCGUCUGGUGAAUCUUCGGAUGAAGAAGACACUAUUAUGGAAGAGGAAAGAUUAGAAGGAGACAUCGAUCAUAAGCGGGAGCUUGAUGAACUUAAGGCUGAUAAUGAAAUGUCCAUCGACGAACUCGCAGCCAAAUAUGCAAAUAUGUCGGACAUGUUGAUGGAUGAAGACGAAGAAGCUGAUGGUACGGAUAAGGAAAGUAGCGACAAGGAAGCGAUACAGGAGGUCGAAGAAGUAACCAGCAGCGAGAAUGAAAGCGAAGAGAGUGAUCACGAUAGCGAUGAGGAAGAAACUCGGACGCAGAGCGAUACUGAGGCGGAUGUGGGACUUCAAUCACUUCUUGAAGACCUCUCUGCGGAAAAACAAUCGGACAAUAAAGUCGCAGAUGAUGAUUCGGACGCUCGUAACGAAAUGGAUAACGUUGCCGCAUUGGCCGAGAGCAUCCAGCCUAAGGGAAAUACAUUGCUCACCACUAGUGUUGUCACUAAAAUACCUUUCCUUCUGAAACACCAUCUUCGCGAGUAUCAGCACAUAGGACUGGACUGGCUUGUCACUAUGUACGAUAGAAAGUUAAACGGAAUCCUGGCUGAUGAGAUGGGUCUAGGUAAAACUAUACAAACUAUCGCGCUGUUGGCGCAUCUGGCCUGUGAGAAGGGAAACUGGGGACCGCAUCUUAUAAUCGUGCCGACCUCUGUGAUGCUCAAUUGGGAAAUGGAAUGCAAAAAGUGGUGUCCCGGAUUCAAAAUACUGACAUAUUACGGUACACAGAAGGAAAGGAAACAAAAACGAACGGGUUGGACAAAACCAAAUGCCUUCCAUAUAUGCAUUACGUCCUAUAAAUUAGUAAUACAGGAUCACCAAAGUUUUAGACGAAAAAAAUGGAAAUACCUUAUUUUGGAUGAAGCGCAAAAUAUCAAGAAUUUUAAGUCGCAAAGAUGGCAGUUGCUUUUAAACUUCCAGACACAACGGAGAUUACUUCUUACUGGCACACCCCUUCAAAACAAUUUAAUGGAACUGUGGUCGCUUAUGCACUUUCUUAUGCCUAACGUUUUUCAAUCUCAUCGCGAAUUCAAAGAGUGGUUUAGCAAUCCUGUCACGGGCAUGAUCGAAGGGAACAGCGAAUACAACGAGAAUAUAAUUCGUCGUCUGCAUAAGGUGUUGCGACCAUUUCUCUUAAGACGAUUGAAAACUGAAGUGGAAAAGCAAUUGCCGAAGAAAUACGAGCAUGUGGUCAUGUGCCGUUUGUCAAAGCGUCAGAGAUUUCUGUACGAUGACUUUAUGUCGAGGGCAAAAACGAAGGAAACACUCGCCAGCGGGAAUCUGUUGAGUGUGAUUAACGUAUUGAUGCAACUGCGAAAGGUGUGUAAUCAUCCAAACCUGUUCGAGGUGCGACCAACCGUUUCGCCAUUUCAAAUGGAAGCGAUCGAGUUCGUGACCGCCUCAUUGAUCUGGACCGCGCUCGAUUACGAUCCCUUUAAGCACAUUCAAUUGUCUAGCCUGAAUCUUCUGCUGUUAAAUCUGGAGACGACGAUCAGUGCGUUUGCAGCGCACAGAGUGAAUCGUCUGCAAACACCCAGAAAGUUAAUAGAGGAGAUAGAUAGGCAACCGGAACCAGCACCGAGGUGUCCAUCAGGCCGGCUCAAGAUCAACGUUAGACUGUCGGACCAACCGAAGCCGCAGCAGCAACAACAGCAGACGCCGAACAGGCUAAAGACGGCUGGCGUAUUACCCACGCCAAGAGUGGGUACGUCCCCCUUGAUAAAGUCAUUAAAUACCAGCCAGAGUGGUCCGGGAUCAGGUUCUCUUACAUUGAGAGUUGCGGCUGGUCAAGGUCAAUUGCAAGGUUUAUCUGUGCAACUGGUGCAGCAUCAGGGUAGCGUGAAGGCUAUCCCUAUGGCAACUUUGGCGGGGCACAAUCUGCAAAGUACCACCGCGACCUCGACCACGGUAGCGACGAACGCGCAAAGGAUCGCGAUGGGAAACGCUAGCAUUAGAGAUGGCAUCCAACGAUUGACGACGCAAACCGUCACGGUCAAGCAAGGCGAUUCCAUCCAGAGAAUAGCGAUGCCCGGCGCUAUCGCGCACUUCGUGCAAACCUCUACCGGCAAACACUUCAUUCUGGCGCCGAGUCAACAGAACGCUAACACAGUUUCGUUUCCAGUCAUGACGCCGAGUGGAUCGCGACAUUUUACGGUGUUGUCCUCUAAAUCGCUAGUGGGUCUGUCUACGACCGGCGCCGCCGCGGUAAACAAGGUCGUUAGCGGGGUAGUGCCGAGCGGUCGGCCCGUCAUGAGGGUACCUCCUCUGAACGUAACCGCCUCGCAGUCGUCAUCAGCGAGCGGAAACAACAGCCAGCAGACAGCCAGCCAGCAACAAUCGCAGACGAUACGCAAUAUUGUCACCAGACAGACUCAGAAGGAGAUCGCGAAGGUGCAGAGCAAAGAACAGCCCAAGUCUGAGUUUCAUAUGCCGCAAUUGGAAGAGGAAAGGAAGCAGAGGAGACAGGACAAGUUGCAUCUUAUUGCAAACAUCAAUGAACGAAGAUGCGCGGCGUGUCCGCUUUACGGUGAAGAUCUGUUCAUGGCUUUGAGAAUCGGCAAACCUACGACAGCAUGUCGUUGGCACGACGGUUGGGUACAUUGCGCGACGGCUGACGAGAACGUUCGUACUCGAAAAGAGUUCUUUUCACAUACGGAGGCGCUCGCGGAAGCCAUCAAGAGCACGGAGCAGAUUGUUGAAGAGCUGAAAGAGGUCUUCGAAAGAUAUGUCGUCUACGUGCCGGCUGUACGCGCGCCAGUCCCUCGGUUCCACGUGUCCCAUCCGCCGCCGCACAAGCUGUGGAAUGAGCGUCGCCUGUGGACCGAAUUGCAGCGGCAGCUGUCGCCGAAAUUGUCUCUGUUCCAUCCUAUUUCGAGCCUCAUGCUCACGCAGUUCCCCGAUCCGAGACUGAUACAGUACGAUUGCGGCAAACUGCAGUCGCUGGAUCGUCUGUUGAGGAGGCUGAAGUCCGAAAAUCAUCGGGUCCUCAUAUUCACGCAGAUGACCAGAAUGCUGGACGUAUUGGAAGCCUUCUUGAAUUUCCAUGGGCACAUAUAUCUGCGGCUUGACGGCACUACCAGGGUGGAUCAACGUCAGGUUCUGAUGGAGAGAUUUAACGGCGAUAAGCGAAUCUUUUGUUUUAUCCUAUCGACGCGAUCUGGUGGUGUCGGCGUAAAUCUUACGGGAGCGGAUACAGUAAUAUUUUAUGAUAGCGAUUGGAAUCCUACAAUGGAUGCCCAGGCGCAAGAUAGAUGCCACAGAAUAGGACAAACGCGGGACGUACAUAUCUACAGAUUAGUUAGUGAGAAGACUGUCGAAGAAAACAUUCUGAAGAAGGCGAAUCAGAAACGAUUGCUAGGAGAUCUCGCUAUUGAAGGCGGUAACUUCACUACGGCGUACUUCAAAAGUUCCACCAUUCAAGACUUGUUUAACAUCGAUCAAACGGAGAACGACGCGUCAGCGCGAAUGGCUGAAGUACUCGAACAGAGUCGGGAUCGAGAGAAGGCCUGGAGCAAGGACGUGGCGGCAGCAGGGUCGUUUCAAGGUGGCCUUUCAGGACAGCAGGAGGAGAAGGCAGCGAUGGGCGCUCUUGAGAGCGCUCUCGCCGCUGCUGAGGAAGAUCUUGAUGUUCAGGCUGCGAAGAUUGCGAAGGCGGAAGCUGUCGCCGAUCUCGCAGAGUUCGAUGAGAACAUUCCGCUGGAAGAAGCUGAUAAAGACGAGACGCAGGUCAGCAAGGCAGAACAGGAAGUUCAGAGCUUGAUGGCCCAGCUGACUCCAAUUGAGCGAUACGCAAUGAAAUUCGUCGAGGAAUCCGAAGGCGCGUUCUCCGCGGCACAACUGGCUGCAGCCGAGCGGGAACUCGAGGAGCAAAAGAAGGAGUGGGAGCUGGAUCGGUUGCGGGCCUUGCGCGAGGAGGAGGAGCGACGCAUGCGGCUCGCCGACGACGACGAGAAGCUGACGUUUGGCCGCGAGGACGCGCAGAAUCAGAUUUGGUUAUCGGAACACACGAUGGAGCAAAUGCCAAUGUGGUGUCCGCCAACACCUCCCACGACAGAUAACGAUGUAUAUAUUGAUUAUUCUCUUGGAUUUCUGUAUGAGAAUAUCCCCAUGACAGAGGCUCAGUUGCCGCCGAUUUACGUGAAGAAGGAACGGAACAGGAGCAGAAUCGAAAUCGGUAUCACUGAUGACGGUUGUCGACCCGCGAAGAUGAUGCGCCAUAAAGAGGAGUCUGUGUAUGCGCCAAGGUCGCUCUUCGAUCGGCCGUCACCGGCACUGAUGAAGAUGCGCCGCGACAUGAAGCUGUACAAGUAUCGCGCGGUCGUGCGUCCCCCGAUGCCGGUCCUAAAGACCUCGUCGCACGUGACGAAAACCUCACCGGAACCGGACCAAGCCAUGGACUGGCUGGUCUACGAGGAAUGGGGCCUGCUGCAUUCCAUCCAGAACUAUCAGAGCUUACCGCUGAACACGACGAUCCUCUCGCCCGGUCACACGCCCAAUUGGGACAUGGUUGCCGAUACCAUCAACAACGGCGCGCGCUUGUUCAGAUCGCCCAAGCAUUGCAGGGGCAGAUACGAGUCUGUGAUAAUGCCUAGGGAGGAGGGUAAGCUCCUGUACGACACCGCGCCGAAGAAGCAGAAGAAGCAGAAGACGAGUGUUUACAAAACCCUGCCGGUUUCCGAGCAACAAAGCAAGAGCAACAGAUCGAUGAGAACAUCGCAGUUACACAAUCAAGACAAAAACAGUUCCUUCACGUCGACGGGUAGUCAGAGAUACGAAAUCAUGAAGUCCGUAUCCAACAAGCGAACGCCCACCGUGAAGCCAACGUCCAUUGUGAGUCCAAUGAUGAGGAAUGUUCCCUCGAACGCCACUGUCCUGGUGGAACAGUACAAAAUACAGGUCGACAAUCCGUUGACGCCGGUUGAAAUUGCUACGCGACGCGCCGAUAGGAUCAAGCUGGAGAAGCUGAAUAAGGCAUCACAGGUUUUGACUCCGGAACAGCAACAGCAGGUAGCGGCACGACUGCUCCAACAUCAGCAACAGCAACAAGCCGCCCAGCAGCAGCAGCAGCUGAAGCUACAGCAACAGCAGACUCAACAACAACAGGCUGGACAGCAAGCGAUUGCGAACUCCGUUGCGUCCCAAAUUCACCAGCUGACGCAGGCAACGGCAACUAGCGCGAAGGGUGGUGCGGCGACUAGCGUGAGUUUGAGCAACGUAGCGACUACAACGACCGCUACGGUGGUCAAGGCUCGAUCUGUUGGUGGACAGAUAACCAUGCAGGACGUGAGGACGACAUCGGCGAACGCUAAUAUACAGCAGGUCGCUCAACGAAUCACGACAGCCAAUUUGGUGUCUACGAGUCAAACGUCCGCUGGUGCGACCGCUGGUGGUCAGAAGGGAGGCCUGGUGGGCGUUACGAUGGCCACGGCGGCGUCGGGAAGUAAGACCCCGACGGCGGCACAGGUGCAGUACUACAGACAGCAGCAGGUAUUACUGCGGCAGCAGCAGCUCAAAGUACUGCAGGCUCAAGCCGCCAGCGGUCAGAAAGUGUCCGUUGCGGUGUCGGCCACGGCGGCGGCGGCGGCGGCGCAGCAGCAGCGAGUGGCAGCGGCUACCCUCAUGAAGCAGGGUAUCGGUUCGGUCGGCACUGCGGGCGCCACGACACCGCAGACCGGCAAACCAACGAUGACUAGAACGAUGUCCGAAACUGAAAUGGCUGCGCUACUGAAGCGUCAGGCCCUGCAGCAGCAAGCGAAGCAGGUUGCCGCUGCGGCUAUCGCGCAGGUACCCACGCCAACGGGGCUCACACCGGCGCAGAUCUUCGCUCAGGCCGGUCUGCAAGUGCAGCAGCCGGGUACCUCUGGUAAUACUUCGGUAGCGACGCUCGUGAAGACGGCGGGUGUCCGCACCGGGGCGUCCCAACAGAUACGACAGCUUGCGCUUCACCCGCAGCUUCUGCAGAGGAAAGGACUACCGGGGCAGAAGGUCGCGCAGCUAGCUCAGGUCACAAAUAAGGCUGGCGUGCAGACACAACUGAUCGUGCAACCUACGAAAUCGCUACCUACGACUAUGACAGUACAGCAAAUUCAUCAAGUGAUGAAACAUGUGCCCUCGGCGAUGCAGCAAUUCAGUCACGUUUCCACAGGGCAAUCGGUGUCUCAGGCUAGCCAAGUUGUACUAGCUAAAUCACCGUUGCAGACUCGUGUUGCAAUACCAGUUGCGCCCGCAGCACUGAAGCAAACCAUUCAAGUGGUGACCGCCAGCAAUCCUCAGCUACGACAGUCCACGCCUAUCCAAGGAAAACCGGUGCCCGGCGCGGUAAGGCGAAGUCCUGGUCCAGGCUCUAGCCCCGGUUCAGGCACAAGCCCGGGUGUCGCAGCAUCCGGUUCCAUUGUUACCGCGGGUACUGGCGUGAGUGCCACUUCGAAUCUGACCUCCCCCGCGUCGGUCCUCGGUCAAGUGAGAUUGCAAACCUUGACGCAGCAGGUGCAGCAACAGCAGACACAGCAGCAGCAACAAACUCAACAGGACACUCCACCGAAAUAGUUUUGUGUCACGAUUGGAAGACGAGUGUUGAAAUUGUAUUGGGAAAUUCAGAAACUAGAUUGGUUUUGCGUGUUAAGAGAAAAAUCUUAUAGUUACGUUAAAGAUAUUAAUGUAAAGGAUUAGUUCAGAAUAUGUUUUUUUUAGGAUGCGUAGGAAGCAACAAAGUACGAAAUAUCAACGCGAUAUGUGAUUGUUAAUAAUUACAAGAACAUUCAUUUAAAAUAUUGAUUCGGGUAUUUUCGAGCAACUGAAAGGACUAAGAAAUGAUCAGUUAAAAUAUUUUGUCGAUAAUUAAUUAAUAAAAUAGAAAAUAUUAUAUAGUUCAUCGAAAAUUAAAUGUUCAAACAUUUUCAGUUAAUCAUUAGCAAAUAGAAAAACAUUAAUUUUUUAAUAGUGAAAUAUUUAAUAAGAUAUAUUUCAUCGUGAUAAAAAAAUAUUUUCUAUAUAUUUGAAUAUAUUAGUUUCUGAUUUUCCUGAUUCAGAUUCAAUUCAAUCACAAACACUCAUAUUUCAGUUUUUCUCUUUCAAUGUUAUAUAAUCCUAGUAUAUGAAGUUUGACAUGAUGAUAGCGCGUAACGCACAUUAAAGCAUUCCAAGCUUUGCUGCGAAUAUAACUGUAAUUUUGAUAUGAUUUAUGUAACAACAAAUGAUUAUAACAAAUGGACGAAUGUAGCGUGCUAGUAUCGCCAUUUUAUUUUUUGUCCGCACAAAAAAUUAAUUAUAUUUAUUUUGACAAUUACAAUUUUUUAUGUUAUAUUGAAACAAUGACAAGACCAUUGCUGCAUGAACUUCUGCAGCGAGUAUAAAAAAUUAAAAAAUCUUUUAAAAGUAAAAAAAACAGCUUGACGUUUUGAUCAUUGCGUAGAUAAAAUAAAAUGGCGAUAUUAGCACGCUGAAUUCGUCCAUUUGUCAUAGACAAACGUUAUUUGUUGUUGCAUAAAUUGCAUCAUCAAAAUUAUACAAAACUGUCAAGCUGUUUUUUCUUUUGACAUUUAAAAUAUUUUCCUUGGACAUUUGAAGAAUGUUGCCAGGAUUCUUUUGUUAAUCUUCCACUUGAAAAAAAUGAAAAAAAAAAUAGGGCGCUUCUUCGACGUUUAAAAGAGGCCUGAGUAGGUGUGUCGUCAUUUAGACGUCUUUUAAAAAAGUUAUGGAAUUGCAUCUUGAUGUGCAAUUCUCUAUUUAUGGUUGACCGUAGGAUAUAGUGAAAUUACUCGGAAAACGUGGCGUUUAUACUAGAAUCGUUAACACAAAGUCAUGCGUUACAAUACAGGGUUUCCAUUCCGUUUACGUGCAAGGUGAGCAAUUUGAAUGCGAAUGUCCGAACGUCUCGCCGUUUGAUUAAACGUAGUAAUAAGAAAGAGUUGACAAGAAACGACGUUUCCUUGUAUUUACAUGAGCGAGGUAGAUCAAGUGUUCUCCAUUGAAUGCUCACCUAGUACACUUGGUGUCGAUUAGGAGAACAUCUUACGUACGUCGAACGAAUUUGUAGAAUCGAUCUUGGAUGUGUUACGUGAGAAAUGUAACGGUUUUUUUUUCUUUUAAUAACACUUCAUUUUAUGCGGCACCCUCUGUAUGUACGUAUGUACGAUAUGUAUGUAUAUAUGUAUGUAUAAUUUGUGUAUUAUAAAUGCUAAAAUAAAUCUCGUAAAGCGACGAAACAGCCCUUAAAA